Molecule: messenger RNA, 1416 nt
Organism: Closterium sp. NIES-65
Lineage: Eukaryota; Viridiplantae; Streptophyta; Zygnematophyceae; Desmidiales; Closteriaceae
Source: the annotation of a GenBank genome assembly
AUGCCCUCUCCGCGCCCUUCCUCCCUCCCCUCACAAUCUGUCUUUCCUCCCCGCCUCCCGUUCCUCUCUCCCCUUCCAUCCUGUCGUUCCUCUCUACCCUCCCAUCCCGUCGUUCCUCCUCUCUACCCUCCCAUCCCGUCUUUCUUCGUCUCUCCCCUCCCAUCCCGUUGUUCCUCCUCUCUUCCCUCCUAUCCCAUCGUUCUUUCUCCCUCCCCUCCCAUCCCGUCGUUCCCCCUCUCUCCCCUUCUCUCCCGUCGGCCCCCUUGUCCCCAGUCCCUUCUCUUCGCCGUCGACCAAUCAACCUUCUCCCACCCAGCCGUCGCUCUUGCUCCUAUCCCGCCGUAUCCUCUCCCUCACUACCCACCUUCACCUCUCCUAUUCACCUCACAGUCACUCAGCCCCACCCCGCGAUCUCCUCUUCCUUACCUCCCCUCCGUCGCCUCUCCCUCCUCCCCGAUGUCGCCUCUCCCUCCUCCCCGCCGUCGCCUCUCCCUCCUCCCCGCCGUCGCCUCUCCCUCCUCCCCGCCGUCGCCUCUCCCUCCUCCCCGCCGUCGCCUCUCCCUCCUCCCCGCCGUCGCCUCUCCCUCCUCCCCGCCGUCGCCUCUCCCUCCUCCCCGCCGUCGCCUCUCCCUCCUCCCCGUCGUCGCCUCUCCCUCCUCCCCGCCGUCGCCUCUCCCUCCUCCCCGCCGUCGCCUCUCCCUCCUCCCCGCCGUCGCCUCUCCCUCCUCCCCGCCGUCGCCUCUCCCUCCUCCCCGCCGUCGCCUCUCCCUCCUCCCCGCCGUCGCCUCUCCCUCCUCCCCGCCGUCGCCGCUCCAUCCUCCCCGCCGUCGCCUCUCCUUCCUCCCCGCCGUCGCCUCUCCCUCCUCCCCGCCGUCGCCUCUCCCUCCUCCCCGCCGUCGCCUCUCCCUCCUCCCCGCCUUCGCCUCUCCCUCCUCCCCGCCGUCGCCUCUCCCUCCUCCCCGCCGUCGCCUCUCCCUCCUCCCCGCCGUCGCCUCUCCCUCCUCCCCGCCGUCGCCUCUCCCUCCUCCCCGCCGUCGCCUCUCCCUUCUCCCCGCCGUCGCCUCUCCCUCCUCCCCGCCGUCGCCUCUCCCCCCUCCCCGCCGUCGCCUCUCCCUCCUCCCCGCCGUCGCCUCUCCCUCCUCCCCGCCGUCGCCUCUCCCUCCUCCCCGCCGUCGCCUCUCCCUCCUCCCCGCCGUCGCCUCUCCCUCCUCCCCGCCGUCGCCUCUCCCUCCUCCCCGCCGUCGCCUCUCCCUCCUCCCCGCCGUCGCCUCUCCCUCCUCCCCGCCGUCGCCGCUCCUUCCUCCCCGCCGUCGCCGCUCCUUCCUCCCCGCCGUCGCCUCUCCCUCCUCCCCGCCGUCCCCUCUCCCUCCACGCGGUUGCCUCUCCCUCCUCCCCGCCGUCACCGCUCCCCCCUGA